CAUUCAUCUAUCCAUCCGUGUUAACAAUCUUUCGUUGCUGCGCUGGCUGCGCGUGCUGUGCCUCGGGAGUAGCAGCGCAGUCGGCGCGGAUGCUUCAACAAUUCCAACGAAGCGCGAAAUUGCAUCUCGGGUGUCAGUGUCUGAGGUUUGGUCGCGGUACAGCUUAUUGUAAUUUAUCCGCAUAGCUGCGUGCUCUGUACAAGCGUACCGGAAAUACGUUUCCCGGCGAUAAGGUUUCUGCACUGAGUGGCAGCUUCAAGUGGAGCCAGCGCAGCUGUUCGUCAGAGCUGGAAUUUGCACCUAGAGUGUUUGCUUUGAUUAUAUCGACCCUCCGGGACGGCAGCGGCUGCGAUGGGAGACUCUUCGCUUUCGGGGUUUCCCCCCGAGGUCCCCCUCACCACCGCACUCACUGACGAAGACACCAAACGGCGAAUCACCAGCCUCCAAUCCUCGUUUGUACGCACAUUCGGCAUUGAGCCCGAAUUCUAUGUGCGAGCUCCAGGCAGAGUGAACCUGAUCGGCGAACACAUAGACUACUGCGGCUACGCUGUCUUGCCCAUGGCGGUCCAGCAAGACAUCCUGGUCGCGUGUCGCCGCAACGAAGUGGCCACGCUGCACCUCAGCAAUGCUGAGCCAAGGUACCCGAGCUUUUCGGUGCCAAUGGAUGCGCUGAAGAUUGAUGACACUGAGCCACGCUGGUACCACUACUACAUGUGCGGCGUCCGCGGGGUGCUCGAGUGCCGCACGGCGUCGAAUGAGCUUGGCACUUCCGUACCGGGCAUGGAUGUCCUGGUGCACGGUAGCGUACCGCCGUCUGCCGGGCUUUCCAGUUCGAGCGCGCUGGUGUGUGCGGCAGCAUUGGCUACGCUGCGAGCCAGUGGGAUGGCAAUGCCAAAGCUGAAGCUGGCUUCAAUGUGUGCAACAUCGGAACGCUUCAUCGGCACACAAGGCGGAGGCAUGGAUCAAGCCAUUGCUUUCCUUGCUGAACAAGGCACUGCCAAGCUGAUUGAGUUCAAUCCCCUCAAGACGACGAGCGUCGCACUUCCCAAAGGCGCUACGUUCGUCGUUGCAAACAGCUGCGUUGAAAUGAACAAGGCGGCAACAUCCCACUACAACGUCCGGGUGGUGGAAUGUCAACUUGCAGCACUGGUUAUCGCCAAGGCCCACAACCUUGAAUGCAAGAAGCGGCCGCGGCUGGGAGACGUCCAGGCGUCUCUCGGGGUACCGCUGCAUGAGAUGUCUUCAGUGGCGAAGCUAGCCCUCCACCCCGCCAGCUACACUCGUGCUGAGCUCUGCAACCUCCUUGACCUGGACCAAGACCAGUUCGAGGCAUCUUUCCUCACCAGGAACACCAAACACCUUCAAGAGUUCAAGCUUUACCAAAGAGCAGUCCACGUCUACGAGGAGGCGAACAGGGUCUGGCGCUUCAAGGAGGUCUGCGACCAGAACGCGAAUCCGGACUCUUUCGAGGGCAGCCUGGUGACACUGGGACAGCUAAUGAAUGAGAGCCACGCAAGCUGCAGGGACCUUUACGAGUGCAGCCACCCGGACCUUGACAGGCUCGUCGACGCCUCACUCCAGGCAGGAGCACUAGGUUCCAGGCUCACUGGAGCGGGGUGGGGAGGAUGCGCAAUUUCCCUGGUGCCUUCCGAAAAAGUUGAUGAGUUCCUGGAUCGAGUCAAGUCUGCCUACUACGACAAGCUCGACGCUGGCAAGGAGGCAGCACUGUUUGUCACUCGGCCCGGCAGUGGAGCCAUGGUUUUCGUUCCCUAGCCUAGUCAAACGGUAUCAACCCUCAGGGUUUCUAAAGGGCAUUCCAGGUUAGUGUCGUGGCACUGCUUUUGCCGCUACAGAACCGCGUUCAUUCCAAAGUGCCACGAGGUGCAAGUUUUGGCAGAGAGCAUCGUUGUGUGCGGCUGCUCGUGGAGACCAAAUGUCACUUUUGCAUUGUUUUCGCAAUGUUACGGGACAGCAGUCUUGCAUUGUUGCGUCUGUGUUCUGUAUUCGGGCGUCCUGCGAUAAUGUUUUCGAAUGUUUGUGUGGCUCUGAAGCAAUAUUGUCGCUAGACUUGUCACAGCCUUCCACGGCCGUCUCUACAACGUGGUGUGCGCAAAGUUCAAACUGUUUUUGUUGUGUUUGCAUGGCAACACGCGUUAAACCAAAAGAAGGUGUUUGCUCAGUGAUUUUUCCAGUCAUAUAGCUCUUAUUGAGCUGGCGUUGUACCAACCAUGCUUUCGGUGCACUGUUUUUUUUUUCCGAAGAUCUCCGUCAUGGAAGUGGGAUUUGAUCUUGUUGAUUUGUUACAAAUCGGUCUGUUUGAACCUAGCAUAAUCACACUGGGCGUUUUGUUUUGGCGGGGUUUUCGAUAUGGCCAUAUUUUGUUGUAGGGACUCUGCAAGAAAUAAAGAUUUUACGACUGAA
Ixodes scapularis (black-legged tick) is the source of this 2421-nucleotide messenger RNA. It is a transcript of the gene Galk, whose product is annotated as N-acetylgalactosamine kinase. Gene Ontology annotation, cellular component: cytoplasm; cytosol. Gene Ontology annotation, biological process: carbohydrate phosphorylation; galactose metabolic process. Gene Ontology annotation, molecular function: galactokinase activity; ATP binding. The record is from RefSeq and is a predicted model, not a curated record. NCBI's taxonomy places the organism in Eukaryota, Metazoa, Arthropoda, Arachnida, Ixodida, Ixodidae. Bases 352 to 1773 code for a protein of 473 amino acids. The transcript has 7 exons.